AUGUUCAGACAAACCUUGCGCCAGGUCGCUAGACAAUCCAACUCCGUGGUCAGAAGAACCUACGCCACUGAGGCUUCCAGUUCCGAUGCCUUGAAGUUGUCGUUGGCUCUCCCACACCAGACUUUGUACUCUGAAUCUGAGGUUCAGCAGGUCAACUUGCCUUCCGUUAACGGAGACUUGGGUAUUUUGGCUAACCACAUCCCAAUUGUCGAGCAGUUGAGACCAGGAUUGUUGGAGAUCAUCUCCAAGGGUGGUGAGACCGAGCAGUACUUCGUUUCUGGAGGUAUUGCUACUGUCCAGCCAGGUAACAAGUUGACCAUUUCUGCCAUUGAGGCUUUCAAGCCAGAGCAGUUCGAUGCCCAGGAGAUCAAGUCAUUGAUUGCCGAUGCUCAGAAGAGAGCUUCUUCUUCCGAUGAGGUUGUUGUUGCCGAGGCUAACAUCCAGUUGGAGGUGUUGGAGGCAUUGCAGAACAUUGCCAAAUAA
Molecule: messenger RNA, 483 nt
Organism: Sungouiella intermedia
Lineage: Eukaryota; Fungi; Ascomycota; Pichiomycetes; Serinales; Metschnikowiaceae
Source: the annotation of a GenBank genome assembly